AUGCCCGCCGACCCGCAAGCCCUCGCCCACACGCAAUCCCUCGCCUCCCCCAGCACCUUCUGGCACACCCACGGCCAGCAACUGCACUGGUCCACGCCGUACACCACGCCCCUCCACCACGACACCGCCACCUCCACAUGGGCCUGGUUCCCCGGCGGCAAGAUCUCGGCGACCUAUAACCUCGUCACGCGGCACGUGCUUGCGGGCAAUGGCGGGCGGGCGGCGAUUAUUUGGGACUCGCCCGUGACGGGCAUGAAGAGGAGGAUUACGUAUAAGGAGCUGCAGGCGGAGGUGGAGGUGCUGGCGGAGGUGUUGCGGCAGAGGGGCGUGGGGAGGGGGGAUCGGGUGUUGGUUUAUAUGCCCAUGAUCCCCGAAUGCCAAAUUGCGCUCCUCGCAAUCACGCACCUCGGCGCCAUCCACACCGUCGUCUUUGGCGGCUUCGCGCCCGCCGAGUGCAGCAAACGCAUCGACUCCGCCGAGCCCAAGCUCGUCCUCACCGCCUCGUGCGGCAUCGAGGGCGGCGCGGGCGGGAAGCGGCGCGUCAUUCCUUAUUUACCUUUGGUGCGAGAAGCAAUCGACAAGAGCGCCCACAAGCCGCAAGCCACGCUGCUGUGGCAGCGCGAGGAGAUGUAUCAAGCGCUGGACAAGGGCCGGGGCGAGCUGGGGUGGAACAAGCUGGUGCGGUCUGAGCGGGUGCGGAGGGGGAUGACGGGCGUGGGGAGGGCGGAGGGUGAGCAGGGGGCGGUGAAGAGGGUCAAGAUACCUGGUGGGGGCGGGUGUGUCGAGGUCGGGGAGGCGUUCCCGAGUGAGGAUCCGCAGUAUAUCAUCUAUACCAGUGGAACCACUGGCAAACCCAAAGGCGUAAUCCGCACCCUCGGCGGGCACCUCGUCGGCCUCUCCUACACCGCCACCACGCUCUUCAACCUCACGCCCACGUCCACAAUCUUCUGCGCCUCCGACCUCGGCUGGGUCGUCGGCCACUCGUACAUCCACUACUCGCCGCUGCUCCUCGGCGCCACCACCGUCCUCUUUGAGGGAAAGCCCAUCGGCACCCCCGACGCAUCAACCUUCUGGCGCAUCGUCGAGGACUACAAGGUCGACGUCCUCUCCACCGCGCCCACGGCGCUCCGCGCGAUCCACCGCGAGGACCCGGAGCUGCGGGGACUCGCAGCCCACGACACGUCCUCGCUGAAGGCGCUGUUCCUCGCGGGCGAGCGCAGCGAGGCGGGGAUCGUGGACUUGUUCCAGAAGCGCCUGUGGGGCGGGUACGACGGUGCCGGCACGAUUGUGGACAACUGGUGGAGCAGCGAGUCGGGCUCUCCCAUGACGGGCGUGUGUCUGGGACUGUCUCCCCGACCACGCAUCAAGCCUGGGUCCGCCGGGCGGCCGCUGCCCGGCUGGGACAUCCGAGUUGUGGACGACUCGGGGAAGCGUAUUACUGAGGCGGGGAAGAUGGGGAACAUUGUUCUCGGCCUGCCACUCGCGCCGACGGGCUUCCGGGGGCUGUGGGCGGACGAGGGGAUGGCGCUGUAUACCAAGGCGUACACGAAGCGGUUCGGGCAGGGCCUGCUCGACACCGGCGACGCGGGGUACAUCGAUGCAGACGGGUUCGUGAACGUCAUGAGCCGCACCGACGACGUGAUCAACGUCGCCGCGCACCGCUUCUCCACGGGCGCCAUGGAGGGCGUGGUCCUCGGCCACGCGGGCAUCGGCGAGGCCUACGUAGUCCCGUGCCCGGACAGCCUCAAGGGGCAUGUUCCCUUUGGGUUUAUCGUUCUCGAGGCGGCGCUGCAGGGCGUGGACGAGGGCGUGCUGCUGAAGGAGGUGAACGGGCUUGUGCGGCGGGAGAUUGGGCCGAUUGCGGUGCUGGGCGGGCUGGUUGUGCUGACGAAGGUGCCGCGGACGCGGAGCGGGAAGACGCUGCGGAGGGUGAUGCGCGAGGUGCUGGAGGGCGUGGUGGCCGGCGGGGACGGCAAGGGCGUGGAGGUGCCGGCGACGAUUGACGAUGCGACGAGCGUGGAGAGCGUGCGGGCUGCGGUGGUGCGGUGGUGGUGGAAGGAGCGGGGCGGCGCGGUCAAGGCGAAGAUGUAA
Molecule: messenger RNA, 2091 nt
Organism: Morchella sextelata
Lineage: Eukaryota; Fungi; Ascomycota; Pezizomycetes; Pezizales; Morchellaceae
Exons: 4
Coding region: 1-2091 (696 amino acids)
Source: RefSeq, a predicted model, not a curated record